CGCCGCUCCUCGGUUGGUAACUGCGUGUUGCCCUCACUCGCGAACGAACAGCCGCCAUGGCAUCACAGACCAUUGGGCGGGCUCCGCCGGAGAAGCACCUCGAGGAGCCGAAUGCAGUAAAGCAGGGAGAGAUGCAACGGGACGUUGAAGUGGGACCUGAAGUGGAACCUGACAUGGUCGAUAUUGAUAGGAUAGAGAGAGUAUACUCCAAACUCGACCGCCGAAUUCUUCCAGCCUUCUGGAUUCUCUACUUCCUAUGCUCCGCAAUCCGUUCCAAUGUCGGACUUGCUCAGACCAUGAACCUGAAAGAGGGCCAUGAUCUUGCCUCCGUGCUCAAAAUCACCCCCAAACAAGUGUCUACUGGUCUGGCGCUAUUCUACGUCUGCUAUGUCAUCUUUGACUUGCCGUCCAACCUCGUCAUGUCAAGAGUCAGUCCGCAUGCGUGGAUGAGUAGGAUUGUCACUUGUGUUGGCAUCAUUGGCAUGUGCUUGACUGCGAUGAAGGCAGCAUGGAGCUUUUACCUACUUCGAUUGCUUCUGGGCAUUGUUAUUGCGGGUAUGUGGCCUGGCAUGUCGUACUACUUGACUCUCUUUUACCCCCCUUCGCGAACCGGCAAGCGUAUUGGGCGCUACUUCACAGCAUCCCAAAUGUCCGCGGCCGUCGUCGGCUUGGUCUCGGCUGGGUUCCAGAAGAUGGAUGGAGUAGGGGGCCUCGUCGGUUUCCAGUGGAUGUUCCUUCUCUACGGCAUCAUUGGCUUCAUUGUGGGCAUAUCGCUCCUGUGGUGGUUGCCAGACAGGCCACUUCCUCCUGGCGAAGUCCGCAACCGAUCGGGAUGGUUGAAAUUCUUGCCAGAGGGCAAACCAGCGUUGACUGGAGAGGAUGCAAGGAUUCAUUACGAGGACCUAACGCGCGUGUACCAUCGCUCCACGUGGACCAUGAAAGAUCUCUGGAAUGUGGUGAUUGACUGGAGGAUUUAUCCACUAGUCAUCAUGUACUUUGGCGUUGUAGGUGUUGGCAACGGAACACAGGCCUACGCUACGGUCAUCAUCCGAGGCAUCAACCCCAAAUUGACGGGCAUCCAGCUCAGUCUGCUGUCUGCGCCCAUCUGGCUUAUGGAUCUCCUGGCCAUCCUGCUGGUCACGCCUCUCUCGGAUCGCUUCCACCACCACCGCGCUCUUUUCUUCAGUGGCGCUGUCAUGGUCCAGAUCACCGGGCUCCUGGUGGCUACAUUCGCUAAGAACUGGUCGCGAUAUGGCGGCAUCUUGCUGGUGGGCUUCGGGCUGGGACCAACGGUGCCCAUCUGCAUGACUUGGGCCAACGAGAUCUUCCAACCGCGCCACGGCGAAGUGGGUGUAGCCGCAGCCGCCGCGCUGGUGUCUGGGUUGGGGAAUCUGGGAAGUAUCCUGACUACCUAUGCACUGUACUCGGGGUGGCCGGAAGAUGCCAAGGUGGGACCGCAUAGGUACCGCAAGAGCAACCUGGUCAUGAUCGGGAUACUAUGUGGCAGUAUUCUGAGUGCGGCGAGCAUGGUUAUUUUGCUGAAGAUUUUCGGCAUUAGCAAGGCCAAGCAGAUCAGCAGCGCGAGCUCGACCAGCGAGGGCGAGGCUGUCUACGUGGACGGAGCCGCAAGGCGCGAGGUACAGCAGCGGGGACUAGGACGCAUGUUCUGUUUCCGAUGAUGGCAGGCUGCCCUGGACAGACAAACGUUGAUUGGAGCGGCAGGCAGCGAUCAGAAAUUUGGGUCCCUUUGGACGGGGC
Molecule: messenger RNA, 1758 nt
Organism: Cucurbitaria berberidis CBS 394.84
Lineage: Eukaryota; Fungi; Ascomycota; Dothideomycetes; Pleosporales; Cucurbitariaceae
Product: high affinity nicotinic acid plasma membrane permease-like protein
Exons: 4
Coding region: 57-1679 (540 amino acids)
Biological process (GO): biotin import across plasma membrane
Cellular component (GO): membrane
Molecular function (GO): dethiobiotin transmembrane transporter activity; solute:proton symporter activity; biotin transmembrane transporter activity
Source: RefSeq, a predicted model, not a curated record